AUGCUGGGUCCACUGUCUCGGGGAGCAGCACGAAGGGGAAGCUACGAUGGCAACCUUUACACAAAGAACCCGCUCAGAGCCCUGGCUCAACGCAGAUGUUCUGCACCUUCCCCUGGAUUGGGCAAGACCUUAUGUAAUCCAUGGUCAUCAACCAGAGGCAGCCUGGCCCGGGCCAUAUCUGUGAUACAAUGCCCCUUUGCUCUGGGCCUGUCCCAGGACAAUGCAGAACCAAUCCUCAGUGAUCCAGUGCUGCUAACUCGAGGCACGAAGACCAAGGAGAGGCACCUUUUUCUUUUCAAACAUGGACUGGUCAUUGCCAAGUUAAAAUCUGGCAUGAGCUUUAACUUGAAGCACAGGCUGCCUCUUCAUGAACUCUGGGUUAUGUCCUGUGAAAAAGAGGAAGAGGAAAAGCAAAAAGAAUGGAAUGGAGAUUAUGAGUUCCGACCCAAACCAGGAACUUCUCUCAUCUUCAUCUGGCCCACUGGCAACUGCAUUGCUGGGUUUUGUUCGGCAGAGGUAAAAGAACUCUGGCUGAAGACCCUCCGAGGGCAGAGCCAAGAGACCUCCAGAGGAGUGAAGUUCAUCACGGAUCAAUCAGCUCAAGCUCUGAUGAAGGUGUUAAGUGGCUGCAAUGCUUCCAAAACACUAAAUGCCAAUGACAUGGAAACUUUAAUUGAAUGUCAGCCAGAGGGUGAUGUCAAGCAACACCACUUGCUGGCACAAUGUGAUAGUGAAGAUGGGAUUUGCCACCUGAUUGAAAAUAAGAAGAGAAAGGUGAUAGCCUGGCCUUUUCCCAUGAGAAGGGCAGCUUCUUCAUCAGAUUCUUCUGGAUCUUUAACGCCAGAAUGGAAAGCUUCCUUGUUUGACCAGCCCUUGUCAGCAAUCUGCAGUGAUGAAGAUAUCCUUCCCCAACCAAUUCAGGAAAUUCUUAAUAUUCUUCAAAACAAAGGCCCUUCAACUGAAGGAAUAUUCAGAAAGGCCGCCAAUGAAAAGGCCCGGAAAGAACUUAAGGAAGAGCUCAACUCUGGGGCAAUGGUCAAUUUGGAAACCAAGUCUGUUCACCUAUUGGCUGCAGUUUUAAAGGAUUUCCUCAGGAGUAUCCCACUUAAGCUACUUUCAUCAGAUCUAUUUGAAGAAUGGAUGACAGCCUUAGAAAAGCCAAAUGAGGAUGACAAAAUUGAGAGCCUGAAACAGGUUGCAAAGAAACUACCAAGGACAAAUAUUCUGUUGCUCAAACAUUUGGUCUAUGUGCUUUACAACAUCAGCAAGAAUUCAGAUGUCAGCAAGAUGGACUCAAGCAAUCUUGCCAUUUGUAUUGGACCCAACAUGCUGUCCCUUGACACUGACCAAAGUCUGUCUUUUGAUGCCCAGAAGGAGUUGAACAACAAGAUUAAAACUUUGGUGGAAUUUUUCAUUGAUAACUGCUUUGAAAUAUUUGAAGAGGACAUCCCUGGACAUUCCCCCAGAUUCAAUUCUGAUGACUCACUGGAGCACAUCAACAAUUCAGAUAUGUCAACUCUGCAAAAUGACUCAGCCUACGAGAGUACAGAUGCUGACACAGAAUGCAGCAACAGUUUUGGCUCUCAAUACAAGUCGUCCCCAGACACUGCAGAACUGGCCGGUGACUUGGACAACAGAAAGCAUCUGUAUGAGUCAAGACCAGGGUCUGUUGUCUCUUACACCAACUUACUAAAAAGCUCCCUUAGCACUCAAGAAAGGAGGUACUCGGAGCCUAGCACACCAUCCACGAAAGACUGCCUUGAAAGCAGGAUCACCAGCCAAAAAUUGACUAAAAGUGAGGACAAUUUCACUGUCCCCCAGGCGAGUUCCUGUUUUGGGAGUCAAGAAACAAAAGAAUCAUUUCCAGAGGAAUGUUUCCCUAGUCUACAACACAGGAAACAAAAGUCAUCAGGUCUUCAAAUAAAGGAAGGAACUUUAUGCACAGAAUCACUUGUUGAGCCUUCCCCUAAAACCUCCUCUUGUGGUUCCCUGGAUAGUUCCUCUGAUAGCUCAGUCUUUGCCAACUCACCAGUGGUUUCUCCUUCCAGUCCAAAAAGGAACUUUUUCACCAGGCAUCAGUCCUUUACAACAAAGACUGCUGGGGCAGACAGUAAACUGACCCGAGACAGAAAAAAGCACUCCAUGUCGUUCUCUUUUGCUACUCAUAAGAAGGUGCCAAACAAAACUCCAAGUUGGCGCUUUCCCAGAGACCAGGGCAAGAAGGACCUCAAAAAAGAGAGCCAGCUCACUGGCAGGAUUGUCCAAGAAAGCUGUGCUGGAGCUAUAGUUGACUACCAACCAACCCCAGAAUGUGCGAGUUCAAGGUCACAUCUUCUUUCAGUUGAAGAAGUAUUUCAACUUGUAGAUCAGAAAAACCCUGGAAGUCCCCCAUCCUAUGAGGAAGCAGUUCAAUAUUGCCGUAUUUCCAAAAUUCCUCCUUAUGAGAGCCGGACAGUCCAAAGUAUGAGAGAUACUAUACUAAGCCAGAAUUCUAGACUGCCAUCUCUUUCACUUUUGAACUAUGGUGAGCAUACCAAGAAUACACAUUGCAGAGAAACACUCCACAGGGACAGUGCAUCCUCUGUGGGUGAAACUUGGGUACAGAGUGGAGCUUCCAAUGUGUCUACGGGAAAGAAAGGACAAAUACCAAAAUCUGAGGUUCACCGGUUAAGGGUCUUGUCUGAAUCCUUGCUAAAGAAUAAACAGGACUAUGUCAUUGGAAGGUGUAGUCAGCCAAUCUUUGAGGUUGACCAGAUCCAAUAUGCCAAGGAAUCCUAUGUUUAGGGUGCCAAGGUAUACACCCUAAAAAGUCCUCAGUGACUUCUGUAAAUAUGUGGGUCCCUCAAAACAACUGCUUCCCCAAACCUUCUUUCAUGAAGGGAAAGAAUAAGCUUCUUCUGGAUGUCCACAUAUGGUCUUCCUCAAAGAGAAUGUUUACCUCUCCCCCUCACCACUGUCAUUUGUGUCUGUAUGAACCUGAGCAUGUGCAAUAUGUAAUAAAUGUAUAAACAAACUGUCCAUAAAGUAAUACACUGAAGGAAGAGCUAUGUAUUGAGUAUUUGUAUUGCACGUGUAUAUAUUAUGUCUAAUGAGGUGCUGGACUUUCCUCUUGGUUAGGGUAUUUGAAAAAAAGACGCUGGCCUUUCCUUUAUGCAUGCCUCAGAGGAAAUGCAAAUCUUCAUAUUUUCCUAACCAUUUCAUCUAAGGAAAAAAAUAAUCACUCCCCUGUCAGAAGCUCAACCCAAAUGAAUAGUUUUAUAGUCACUUGGGAAGAAAGAGAGGGCAGUUUGUAAAGAAAAGGAGUUCAAUGCCAUUAAAAACACCAAAGAGAGGGGAAAUUAUUUUUUAAAAAUCUAUGAAAAAUGGUUAAAAGGUGUCCUCUUGACUGUCUCAUUUAUCUUGGGAAAACUGAUGGAAAUACGUUAUUAUUACUAUUGGCUCCCUGAUAGCACUUUCGAGUUUCUCUUUAGUACCGUGUUGUUGCCUACUGUUGGAUGUCAACAUUUUGAAAUUUUAAAAUAUUUGUUGAGGAUCGUUUGAACUAUCGAUGAAAUGUCACUACAAUA
Gracilinanus agilis (Agile Gracile Mouse Opossum) is the source of this 3566-nucleotide messenger RNA. RefSeq names its product T cell activation RhoGTPase activating protein (gene TAGAP). NCBI's taxonomy places the organism in Eukaryota, Metazoa, Chordata, Mammalia, Didelphimorphia, Didelphidae. Bases 1 to 2784 code for a protein of 927 amino acids. The record is from RefSeq and is a predicted model, not a curated record. Gene Ontology annotation, biological process: regulation of Rho protein signal transduction; signal transduction. Gene Ontology annotation, molecular function: GTPase activator activity. The transcript is spliced from 14 exons.